This is a messenger RNA of Rhinichthys klamathensis goyatoka, 2824 nucleotides long. RefSeq names its product prion protein, related sequence 3 (gene prnprs3). Gene Ontology annotation, biological process: protein homooligomerization. Gene Ontology annotation, cellular component: membrane. Bases 142 to 1875 code for a protein of 577 amino acids. The record is from RefSeq and is a predicted model, not a curated record. The transcript is spliced from 3 exons. NCBI's taxonomy places the organism in Eukaryota, Metazoa, Chordata, Actinopteri, Cypriniformes, Leuciscidae.
AACCAGUACGCAUGCGCAGAGGGUGGCAGUUACUCAUCUCGUGAGCGCGCACAGCAGUGGAAAGUUUCAUCGACAUUAACGGCGUCGCGCAUCCCAGGGAAACGUUCACCCAGGACAACGCUCUGAAAUCAACACAAAGACAUGGGUCGCCUAACAGUACUGUUUCUCUGCCUGGCUCUUGUGGUGUCCGUUUUGGCCAAACGAGGUGGGGGCGGUAAAGGCGGAUUUAGCUUGGGCAAAAUUGGCUCAAACAAAGGUGGAAGCAGCACAGGAAGCAAAGGUGGCAGCAGCAAAGGUGGCAGCAGCAGCAGCAGUAGCAAUAAAGGGACACACUCGGCCCCUGGAAACUAUCCUCGCCAACCUCAAGUACCAAACCAGAAUCCACCCCCCUAUCCCGGUACUGGAGGCGGGUACCCUAGCCAGGGCAGAUAUCCAGCAGCUGGCUCUAAUCCAGGUCAAGGAAACCCUGCCCAAGGUAGAUACCCAGCCCAAGGUGGAAACCCUGCCCAAGGUGGCUACCCAGCCCAAGGUGGCUACCCAGCCCAAGGUGGCUACCCAGCGCAAGGUGGUUACCCAGCCCAAGGUAGAAAUCCUGCCCAAGGUGGCUACCCAGCGCAAGGUGGUUAUCCAGCCCAAGGUGGCUACCCAGCCCAAGGUGGCUACCCAGCCCAAGGUGGUUACCCAGCCCAAGGUAGAAAUCCUGCCCAAGGUGGCUACCCAGCCCAAGGUGGUUAUCCAGCACAGGGUGGCUACCCAGGGGGAGCAGGUUCCAACAGGUAUCCUGGACAAGCCGGAGGAAACCCCUAUCCAGCUGGAGGCUCUUAUCCAGGUUAUCCAGUCCGAGGAGGUUCCAGCCCUAACCAGUUUGGUGGAGGUGUUGCAGGUGCAGGGGCAGGGGCAGGUGGAUAUCCAGGAGCGGCACAGUAUCCUUACUGGAACCCCAACAACAAAAUCAUGAGCCCAGGCUAUGGGGGCAAUUACGGUGGCUAUGGGCAAGGGGGCAGAUCACCUUUUGCCCAGUCAGUGCAGGGCAUGGGAAUGGCCCCUAAUAGCAAUUCAAGGGGAUUUGGCAAGCAGGCGAUUAUGGCUGCUGGGGUAGGGGCGGUGGCCGGUAUGGCUCUGGGAUAUGGCCUCGGAAGUUUCCCUCGUCCCCGCUUCAAUUUCCACAAUCCACAGGAGGAAUACUACUACAAUAACUACAUGUACAAACGUUAUGGCCAAACUCCCCCCGAAAGUAACGUGAAUGGAAACCCUAACUCCCAAGGCGGCAAGCCAGGCGAGGCAGGAUCUAGCUCUACGGGACAAGGAAAUGGUAACCCUUAUGACAUCUUCCAGAAUCCUCCACCAGAGUCCUAUGAUAAGUACAUGGACAAAUGUAUUAAAAGGACUGACUUGCUUCGGGAGAAAUCGGAAGAAAGACCAAGGAGAUCCAUUGACCUCUUUGAGACUCAAGCAGCAGAAGUAGGAGAUGAUCCUAACGGCGCUCAAGAAAAUGCCACAAGCAACAACAGUACUGCUGAAAGAGCCAGUACAGAUCCCCCUUCAUUUAUAGUCUCAAACCCAGCCGAAAUAUCCAGUCAACCUCAAAAGCAGAUCCAGGAAGGAGAAGCAGAAGCCAGUGAUGAUGACGGUGACACUGUUAGCAUUAUGGAGAUUGGCUAUCCUGUACUAAUUGAGCAAAUGAAAGCACGACGAUGUGUCGAGCUGUACAUGGUCUAUGCGGAACAGCAUGCAGAAAAACAGGUGCAGGAUCGCAGUGGCGUGGAUGCUAAAGCCAACGCCAAUAGUGGUGAUUUACCUGGACCCCUUGGCCAUGGAGUCAUGCUACUCUUUACUAGCAUUCUGUCUCUUAUCUUCAGUUGCCUGUUACACUGACAUUCUAGAAAAAGGAUAAACCCCAUAAAGCCAUUGAGUCAGACUGAGAAAUGGACCGCUCACACCUAUUACAUAUAAUUUGAGGAAUUUGUCUUGGGUGUUGUAGAGACUUAAGACAAAGUAUUCUCAAAGGACUACUUGAAGAUUCGACAGAAAGUACUUUUAACUUCUCACAAAGACUCCUCAAUAGUUACUCCACUAAAUUGCAACAUGAGCCACCUAACAAUUUGACAUGAGCCUACAUUUUAUAGUAGUUUCCAAAAGUUUAAAACAUUGUCAGUUUUUCUACACCAUUCACCUUCCAUCACUGCCUCCUUCUCGCAUGUGGUUUGAUGAACACUAACUUUUCUUCCAAGACAGCAUACUGCAUGAACACUUUAUUAUCUCCAGUUUAAACGUUGCGCACGGCAUUGGCAUUUGAGUCAUUGUUUUCUUCUAGUAACAGCUAUUACAACUAACCAUCAUUAUGUUUACGACAUGAAAUGGUGGCUUCCAGUUCUGUCCUUAUGAUGGCACUUCUACUUGCGUAGUUGAAAUUUAAAUUUGUUGUAUUUGUUGUUGUUUUUUUGAUUGUUUAGACUGUUAACUUACGGAUUAACAUUCUACUGACAUACUUAUUUAUUUUAAAUUAAUAUUAUGAACAUUUAAAUGUCUUUUCAAAGUCCUCCACUGUUGGUUUUGUUAUUUUUACUUCUCCGGGGCCUAAAAAUACUGUUUUUAUAUUGCCGUAUCAAGCUGAAAGACAUUAAGCAUUUAAACAGUUUGUGUGAAUGGCUCCUUAGUGAAUGUUUAUGUAAUCAUAAAUGUUUGGUUUCAACUAGAUAUGUACGAUAACACUCCUGCGUGUCAGUUUAAUUCAUAUCAGAUGUACUAUGAAACACUCAUGCAGCUCAUCCACUGCUCACUGAGAUAAAACAGUAUUUUAUAUAAAGUCGGAUUUUUAUCAGUA